AUGGAUCAAAAUUUUCCUAUUCCACAACAACCACAGAUUACACCAGAACGUGACCGCCAGUCGCAACGUGAACAAGAUAGAAUUAACAGACUUCAAAUGACGUCUCCCACCAGACGCAAUCGCCGUCGGGCUGCCCAGGAUAAUCAGGACAGACCUCCGCCUGCUGUACCACAGCCAAAUUUUGUGCCAGCUAAUGAGCCACAAGCAGGCCCUGUUCUACGACCUUUUGCAUGGCAACCCCCCGCACACUUCCCACAUCAACCACUACCAGUUGAGCGAUAUCCUGGCUUGCCAAGAAAUGUGAUUGCGCAUGUGGAGCGUGCUCAUCAGUUUCCUUCUGUUGAUUAUAAUGCUCGCUUAAAUGAGCAAAUGAAUGCUGCUCAAAAUGAUAGGCGCUGA
Molecule: messenger RNA, 399 nt
Organism: Suillus discolor
Lineage: Eukaryota; Fungi; Basidiomycota; Agaricomycetes; Boletales; Suillaceae
Exons: 2
Coding region: 1-399 (132 amino acids)
Source: RefSeq, a predicted model, not a curated record